This is a messenger RNA of Eublepharis macularius, 1461 nucleotides long. It is a transcript of the gene INO80B, whose product is annotated as INO80 complex subunit B. The transcript is spliced from 5 exons. The record is from RefSeq and is a predicted model, not a curated record. Lineage: Eukaryota; Metazoa; Chordata; Lepidosauria; Squamata; Eublepharidae. The coding region runs from base 138 to 1145 and encodes 335 amino acids. Gene Ontology annotation, biological process: chromatin remodeling. Gene Ontology annotation, cellular component: Ino80 complex.
UCGCGAGCUGUCAGUCUAGCGUGGGCUCCUGAGCGGAAGUGCGUAUUGAGGCGGCGGGGGUCGGUCCGUCACCGUUACGGUUCCCCCAGAGGCGGCCUCGGGGGAGUUUUUUCCCUUCUUUCUUCGGAGUUUCCUCGAUGAGUAAAGCGUGGCGGAGGGCAGAGACGGGUGCCGGCCUGAAGAUGGAGGGCGCCGGGCGAGGUGAUGAGGAUGAAUCCAACAGCCACGGGGCUCACAAGAAGAAGCAUAAGAAACAUAAGAAAAAGCACAAGAAGCGGCAUCACCGGGAUGAUGUCAGCACAACGGCGGUGGACUUGGGUCCUGCACUCCCCAAGCCCCAGCUGAAGCUCAAAAUCAAGCUGGGAGGCCAGAUCCUGGGUACAAAGAGUGUGCCAACCUUCACUGUCAUCCCCGAGAGGCCACGCUCCCCGUCCCCUCUGAUGGUUGUGGAUGACGAGGAUGAGCCGAUGGAGGGGGUACCCAUUGAACAGUACCGGGCCUGGCUGGAUGAGGACAGCAACCUGGAACCCUCGCCCCUGCCCGAGCUCGAUACGGAGAUCGGAUUCCCAGCCCAUGAAGAAGAGGAAGAACAGCGCUGGUUGGAUGCCCUGGAGCGAGGGGAGUUGGAUGACAAUGGGGAACUCAAGAAGGAGGUGGAUGAAUCCUUGCUCACAGCCAGGCAGAAGGCCCUCUUGCACAAGCAGCAGAGCCAGCCCCUGCUGGAGCUGCCGAUGGGCUACAAGGCCAAGGAGCUGACGGAGGAGAUGCUGGUGAAGCGGGAGGAGAGGGCUCGCAAGCGGCGCCUCCAAGCCGCCAAGAAGGCCGAGGAGAGCAAGAACCAAACCAUCGAGCGGCUCACCAAGACCAGCAAGGCCAAAGUGAAGACUCUGCGUGAGCGCAAGGCAAAAGGCGGGGCGGUCCCCACUGUAUGCUACCGCAAUGCUGCCGAUGGCAUUACUGUCUCCUUUCCUUCAGGAGCCGCCAUCCCUCUCUUACCUUCCAUCGCACCUGCUCUCCCUACGCCCACGCUGUGUGGGGUCAAUGGCUGCCCCAACCUCAAGCGGUACUCCUGUUCACGCACUGGGGUGCCGCUCUGCAGCCUAGCCUGUUACCGAAAGAACUUGGUCCAGCAGGUGGCAGCCUAACUCCCUUUCCUCCUGACCAGCCAGAGGUGGUCUCCGGCUGACAUUCUUGGGUGGUGCUCUGGGACCCACAGCUGAGCCAGGCGGCACUCUGAUCCUGGAGCAGCGUGGCUGUGAUGUUGUCCCAAUGUUGAGGUGGAUCGGGGCACGCUGCCAUUCCUGGCUAGGGGACAGAGAAGAGCCCCUCUGUCCAGCCGAGGUGCUUCAAGAUGCUUGUAGGAUGAACUGUCACUGCCCACAAGUGGGCAAGGGAAAGGCCUUUUAAGCCAGCGAAGAAUCAGAUGUAGUGGUGGGUCCUCGGAGGUUACCACUUCCUGGA